AACCUGACCCCCGAGGCUCUCAGUGAGAAGAGGCACUUCAACGUGAAAGGGGGCCGGGUACUUUCUUUCCACUGUCGCUGAUAUAACUGCAAGACUGGAAUUACUCAGCAUUAUUAAACACCCUGUACGGUGAAGCUUUAACCCGCUUCUGAAGGAGACGCAAACCUGCCGCUCUGACGUCGACCUUUACCAGCGGAAAGCCGUUAGCUCUGGUUGCUAACGUAAGCUAGCCAAGUUAGCUUCGGUUUUCCACGCAGCUGACCUCCACCACAACACACAGACUACACACUAGGUCGGGGGUCGUUUCCCCACCCACUCUGUUUUCUUCACGUCCCCCGUGUUGGUGACCAGUGGACGGUUCCCGAAUAUGAUCCAGAAUGAGUCAAAGAGACACCUUAGUUCAUCUGUUUGCUGGAGGAUGUGGGGGCACGGUAGGAGCCAUAUUGACCUGUCCACUGGAAGUAGUGAAGACUCGUCUACAGUCAUCCACCAUCACCCUCUAUGUGUCUGAGGUCCAGCUCAGUACUGUCAACGGGGCAAGUGUUGCCCGCAUGUCCCCACCAGGCCCCCUGCACUGCCUCAAGUUGAUAUUGGAGAAAGAAGGACCUCGUUCUCUAUUCAGGGGCUUGGGACCAAACUUGGUGGGCGUGGCACCUUCCAGAGCUAUCUACUUUGCUGCGUACUCCACGGCCAAAGAGAGACUGAACGGAGUGUUCGAACCUGAUUCCACACAGGUACACAUGGUGUCGGCUGGAAUGGCAGGCUUCACGGCAAUCACGGCUACAAAUCCAAUAUGGCUCAUAAAGACCCGUCUGCAGCUGGAUGCAAGGAAUCGGGGUGAGCGAAGGAUGAGUGCGUUUGAGUGCGUGCGGCGUGUGUACCAGGCAGAUGGCCUGCGAGGCUUCUAUAGGGGUAUGUCCGCUUCCUACGCAGGUAUCUCAGAGACUGUGAUCCACUUUGUGAUCUAUGAAAACAUCAAACGGCGCCUCUUGGAGGCCAAGGCAACGCAGAACAUGGAGGAGGAGGAGGAGGCGUCGAGAGAUGCUUCAGACUUUGUCGGUAUGAUGCUCGCUGCUGCCACCUCCAAGACCUGUGCCACAUCUAUCGCUUAUCCUCAUGAAGUGAUCCGCACCAGGCUACGGGAGGAGGGCACCAAGUAUAACUCAUUCUUCCAGACUCUAAGAACAGUGCCCAAAGAGGAGGGCUACCGCGCCCUCUACCGCGGCCUCACCACCCACCUGGUACGACAGAUCCCCAACACCGCCAUCAUGAUGUGCACCUACGAGCUGGUGGUCUACCUCCUGAACGGUUAAAGUCCCCGCUGCCCGCCUUCUGAGACUGUAAAUGUUGCCCUGCCCUUGUUCGGAGACCGAAAAAAAAGAGAAUGAGAGUGCCGCAGCCAGCACGACAACCUGCUCAGCAGAAGAAGACCGAGACUGCUCCGUGACCUCCGUCUAAAGACGAGAGGGGUUGUUGAAACUAAGUUGGCAGUUUUGUUUUAAAACCAAAGGAUCUGACACGGAGAGGAGGAUUGAAAAAGUCCCUCUCUUUGGUUUGGGGAUCAGCAGUGGCACAGAAAUGGUUGCCCUAUUUCCAAUUUAAUUCCAUCCUUGUCUCCCUUGGGUUAUGUUUAUUUCUGCUUCUGGACGCUCUGAUUCAGAGCGCUGAAGACAGAACCGACGUUAACGUAUACUCUGCCUCUAACAAUACUAAUAAUUAGAGAGAAAUACAAUAAUUCCAGUUCUUAUAACCUAGGACUUAAGCGCCCCCCCCUCCCAGUCUGAGACUUCUCUUCCAUGCUGAAGAUCAGGUUUGAAAAUCUGUUAUUAGUAUCAUGCAGUAUUCCCUGCAUCCCUCUAGAGGACAAGAAGAGAUAGGAACAAGCCUAGGUAUCUGACGCAGCCUCUCAAGUUAGGGCGACGCGGUCAGUGCUGGAGGCUUGUUUAACGAGAAUGAAUGGAAGGGUGGCGAGGAAUGUGCCUUGUGUCCAAAAGUGAUGCAGACUAAGACGCACCACGCCUGCAGGAGGAGGAGCUCUGUGGAGAUGUAGAGUCGUACACUGGUACUGUGCACAUGCAGGCGCCCCCCCCGUAGUUAAUGUUUUGACAUAUCGAGAACAUAAACACACUCACCUUAAGGUCGUCAGCUGCCCGAGUAAGCGUCACGGUUUCCAUGCAACGCAGGAAUGUAAAUGCAUUAAUGAAAUCUACCAGAGUGAGAUCUGCUAAUGUUGUCUUUGCUAAAAUCAUCCUAACCCCCCCCCCCCCCCAAACAAAACCAGAAUAUAAUCCACCAUUUUGAACUACUGGAAUGUAUAUAAUGAAGAGGAGCCUCUGUGUAACACUGACCUAUGUUGUUGUGAACUGAAAGUAAAUAACACAUUUUAACAAACGAAGAGAUAUAUAUAAAAAAAUAUUCCUACAAAACGUGAUUGUGCUGCACUCGUCUGCCCUGUGACGGUGACAUGCAAACGUGUUGUGCAUCCUCUUUGAAAGAGUUCUUAAAGCACUUUUCUUUGUCUUUCUUUGACGUCCUCAUCUCGCCCCCCCCUCACUUUGAGAAUCCAGGCUAGUUUUACAGGCGAGGACAAUCCUCUUGAGUUUACUCUGGAAAUCAGACGGUGUGGAGGGAUUUUCCAGGAACAUGCUCUUCAUAGGUGCACACUAAUAAAAAUACAGACCAGUAAACUCAAAUGUGAUUCUUUGUUGAUCCCCCCCCCCCCCCCCCCCCCCCCCCCCCCCCGCCCCCUUGUUGUUAAAAAAAAAAAAAAAACUGCAUUUCAACAUGUUUGAAAACUAUUUGUUUCUUCACUCUUGGACGUCCUUGUCUUUGAAUAGAAAAGUCCUCGUUCUCUGUCAUGUUUCAAACGAGUACAAAAGACAAACAGUGUUCUGCUUUCACCUCAUUCAUCUUAGAAACUGCAGAAGUAACUUCUCUUCUGUUAUCAUGCCACACAGACACACACAGCGGGUUGAUGACCGUGUGCAAUGUCACCACAAACUGAAAACUUGACGGGCAUGGGCUAGACCCCCUUGCUUACACGAAUGACCAUCUCACAGCGUUUACUGCUGCUGCCGUCAUCAUGUGAUUCAUCUCACAUUGAUAACAAACACUUCACUGCUCAAUAGGCCGGUGCUGUGUGCAGAGCAGUAAGCAUGCUGAUGUUUGGGUCAGCUUAUCACGAGGCGCUGCAGAAGUAAACUUUGGCGCCCAAAACAGCCUUGGUUGCUUUCCUCCACUGGAAUGAUGAAGAAAUCCUGUGAACAAGUUGUCAGUCUGACAGCAGAUUGUGGGACGCUUUAGAUCAGCAGCAUGGUGUGAUGAUGAACUGUCAGAUGGAUUAUCUCUCACACACGGUACCAUCAGCAUCCUCUGCUUGUAGUGAGAGUUGAUGGUUCCUGACUGAUUGAAGGGUAAUUUCACCUCAAUAAACAAGAAGUACACAUCCUCUAUUUGGGUAUAACACCUUUGAACUUACAUGCAUCCUUCACUUGUAUCAUAUGAUGCACUCUUCUUUUCAUCCCCUGGUGAUUUGUUUGCAUUGUGUGCUGGUUAGCAUGUGUAAAUGUUUAACGUGUGCUUAAAUGACGGUCAUGUUGUCGUGUCCUGCGUGUAAGAGACCAUAAAAGUAUGAAUGCACUCAGAAUAGAAGAGUAGCUGCAAAUUGUUGAUCUUAUGUGUUGAAUGAGUUGUUGCCUUUUCCUGAUGCCCCCUUUGUUUUUUUUUGUUUUUUUUUCUCCAUGUCGUCAUCGAUGAGCCCGCUGUGAGCGGGACUUGGUCUAUGCAUUCUCUCAUACCUGUUUUUGUAAAACAAAAAGCUAAUAAAAUGGAAAGAGUGCAAGUGUU
Molecule: messenger RNA, 3846 nt
Organism: Labrus mixtus (cuckoo wrasse)
Lineage: Eukaryota; Metazoa; Chordata; Actinopteri; Labriformes; Labridae
Product: solute carrier family 25 member 36-A
Exons: 7
Coding region: 378-1313 (311 amino acids)
Biological process (GO): pyrimidine nucleotide import into mitochondrion
Cellular component (GO): mitochondrion
Molecular function (GO): pyrimidine nucleotide transmembrane transporter activity
Source: RefSeq, a predicted model, not a curated record